AUGGAACUCCAAACUGAUUUCGACUGCCAUAAGAAGCCGGUUACGACCAUGGAUUUCCAUUCUAAGGUCGAUAGUUCGCGCCCUUUUCGCUCGGUAAAAGAGGCCGUCGCCAUAUUCGGCGAGAAAUUCCUGGCCGGAGAAAUCUAUUCACCAAAACCUUUCACGUUUCCAAGGCAAGAAACCCCAUAUUUUUCACCAACCGCACAAAAUCUCCAAGAACCUUCAUGGAUAUCCCCCCCUAGUCCGCAAGAUUCCAUUUACAGCAAUGAAAGUUCCCUUGUCGAAACUGUAAAAAAGCUCGAAUCCGAGCUUGAAGAAACAAAAACAGAACUGAAUUUACUCAAAGAAAGAGAGUCCGAAACUGAGGUGGCAUUGGCUUCAUUGAAUGCCGAGCUGCACAAGAACAUGUCAAAACUAGCAAAGGCCGAGGCGGCUAUGGCCGCCAAGGCGGCAACAGCAGCAGUGGCUUCAUCAAGACCAGUUGAAACUUCACAAAGUUUAGCUCAAAUUCUGAGUAUUGCUGAGGAAAAGGAAAAUUUAUUUACAGGGAGGAAGAGGGAAGGAAAAGUUAUGAAAAAGAAAGUUAAACCCAUAAUUCCUCUUGUGGGAGAUUUGUUUUCAAGGAAAAAGGGUUCAUCUACAAGUAUGAAUAAUCCUCCUUUUGCAUCUUCUCAUGUGCAGUUCUGGAAUUGA
This is a messenger RNA of Fraxinus pennsylvanica, 693 nucleotides long. Lineage: Eukaryota; Viridiplantae; Streptophyta; Magnoliopsida; Lamiales; Oleaceae. The record is from the annotation of a GenBank genome assembly.